Molecule: messenger RNA, 2027 nt
Organism: Beta vulgaris subsp. vulgaris (sugar beet)
Lineage: Eukaryota; Viridiplantae; Streptophyta; Magnoliopsida; Caryophyllales; Amaranthaceae
Product: ureide permease 2
Exons: 8
Coding region: 538-1800 (420 amino acids)
Biological process (GO): nitrogen compound transport
Cellular component (GO): membrane
Molecular function (GO): uracil:monoatomic cation symporter activity; allantoin:proton symporter activity
Source: RefSeq, a predicted model, not a curated record
AUCUCUUUCGUUUUCCCAAAAGGUAUCGUACGAAUUAAAUCUAUCUAUAGAAUGACGUCUCUUUUUGUUUGACUUAGAAAAAUGAAUCAAGAAAAACGAAUCACGUUGUUUUUACUAUUAUACUCUCAAGCAUUGUACUGUUAUCUUCAACAAUCAACGUGUAAGGUUCUCCUUAAAUUAUGCAAGUAACUAUCCAACCAAAACAGCUCAUUCAUUAUAUUGUAAAAAAAAUACUCUUUUGUCACACCCUUUGAAUGCAGACAAAUUCCAGUUUGUUUAUUUAUGUUUAGAAUUUCAACUGCCAAAGUAUCAUAAUACGAGGUUGGUUACUACCAUUAUCAGCAACAAAAUAUCUGUUUCUGGGUAUUUGUGAUUCUUAAGGAUUCCCAUGAUUCUGUAUAGUUUUAGAACAUUGAAUGAAUCUGAGAGUUUGAUAGAAAUUAGUGUUAAAUUGGGUUAUUUUUCUUUGGAGCCUGGAGCUGGAAUCAUCUGCUUCACCAAUUGGUGAUUUGAGGAUUUUGGCAGGUGGAAUUAAAGAUGUAUGUGAUAGAGAGCAAAGGAGGAGCUAUAUUUUGCAUGCUGCUCUCUCUGUUCUUCUUGGGGACAUGGCCUGCUAUUUUGGCUUACCUCGAAAGGCGUGGACGCCUUCCUCAGCAUACUUAUCUUGACUACGCUAUUACUAAUCUCUUAGCUGCUAUGUUUAUCGCACUCACGUUAGGUGAGAUUGGAGAGAGCAAACCAAGCAUGCCAAAUUUCUUGAACCAACUGUAUCAGGUUCAAGACAAUUGGCCUUCUGUGUUGUUCGCUAUGGCUGGUGGAGUUGCUCUUAGUGUAGGGAAUCUAUCUAUACAAUAUGCUAUGGCUUUAGUCGGCUUAUCGGUUGUUGAGGUUGUUAGUGCUAGCAUUACCGUUGUAAUAGGGACCACAGUAAACUAUUUCCUGGAUGGCAGAAUUAAUAGAGCAGAAAUACUUUUCCCAGGAGUAGGAUGUUUUCUGAUAGCAGUUUUUCUGGGUUCUUCUGUUCACAAAUCUAAUGACGUGGAUAAUACUGCAAAACUCAAAAAUUUGGAAAGUAAGCUUGAAGAAGAGGAAAGACUUGUGACACCACCAAAAUCGAAUUUUGACAGGGAAAGCGAUAAACCAGCCUCAGGUGGAGCAUCUGCUCAUAAAGUUCCUAUGGACCUUGAAAAGGCAAAUGAAAGUACAAAGGAGCCGGAGUUUGGGACUGCAAAGUUCCUUAUUAAGCUUGAGGAAAGAAGAUCAAUUAAGGUGUUUGGCAGGAGUAUUUGGGUUGGUUUGGCAAUAACUUUUUUUGCUGGUUUUUGCUAUUCUCUAUUCUCUCCUCUGUUUAACGUAGCAACCAAUGACCAAUUUCAUCGCUUGAGAGAAGGGGUGCCUCAUUUGGUUGUUUAUACUGCUUUCUUCUACUUCUCCAUUUCCUCAUUUGCGAUUGCACUGAUCUUGAACAUCACCUUCCUAUCUCACCCUGUUUUGGACCUGCCAAAGUCAUCAUUUCAUGCCUACUUUGCGGACUGGAAUGGACGAGGAUGGGCACUUUUGGCUGGCAUGCUUUGUGGAUUUGGAAAUGGUCUUCAGUUCAUGGGAGGUCAGGCUGCAGGAUAUGCUGCAGCUGAUGCUGUUCAGGCACUUCCACUGGUGAGCACCUUUUGGGGUGUAGUUGCUUUUGGAGAGUACAGGAAAUCAUCAAGAAAGACAUACAUACUACUUAUUACCAUGUUAUCUAUGUUCAUCAUCGCAGUUGGAAUCCUUAUGGCAUCAUCAGGGCACAGAAAGUCAUAAUAUGGUAGCAAAAGAAAUCCAAUAAUGUUGUUCAUUGAUUACAACAAUGCUAAUGAUUUGGCUGGCCGUUCUUUGCUGUUUAGUCCUAAUAAUUGGAAUAGAAUCAAGUUUGCUUAAAGGUGUUAUUCUUGUCUUCCAUUAUUGUUUACAUUACUGUUGUUAUGACAUCAGAAAAGGGAUAUGUAAAGGAUAUAAUUUUCAUAGCAUUUCGAUUUAGAGGUGUUUUA